Quercus robur (English oak) is the source of this 975-nucleotide messenger RNA. RefSeq lists its product as uncharacterized. The transcript has 2 exons. Lineage: Eukaryota; Viridiplantae; Streptophyta; Magnoliopsida; Fagales; Fagaceae. The record is from RefSeq and is a predicted model, not a curated record. Gene Ontology annotation, molecular function: enzyme inhibitor activity. The coding region runs from base 1 to 975 and encodes 324 amino acids.
AUGUCGUCGUUUCAAAGAAUUUCAAUGUUGAUUUCCUUUGUCAUUUUUGUUAAUGGAAUUACAAAUAAUAGUUACAUUGACAUAUGUAAUAAGACUCCAAAACCUGACAUUUGCAACAAAUGUUUUUUCUUUAAUCCUGGGAAUGGUACUGGAGAUGUAGUAGAACUUGCAAGGAUAAUGAUCGAUUACUGUGCUUCAAGUCAAGCUCAAAAUUUGAGACAAGUUUUUGAGAAAUUAAAAGCUACAGACCCAAGUCAGAGUGCUAGAGCAAUAUAUGGAAAUUGUGCCAGUAAGUUCCAUGAUGCAUAUGAACAGUUACAGUAUGCUUCUUUAGCCUUGAGAUGGAAAAAUUACGAAGAGGCUAAAGGUGAUGUGAAAACAACCCUAGUAUUUCACUUACAGUGUUUUAUCCAGUUAAAGAAUCUGAAGUUACCUGGUGAUCUUGGAGCUUAUUUAAGGAACUUUACGGCCUAUGCUCUAGAUACUGAAACAACAAAGCAGAAACUGGUUAAUGGAAUUACAAAUAAUAGUUACACUGACAUAUGUAAUAAGACUCCACUACCUAGGGAUUGCAACUUGUGUUUUCUCUCAAGUCCUGGAAGUGGUAGAGCAGAUGUAAGGGCAUUGGCAAAAAUAAUGAUCGAUGUCUGUGCUACAAAUCAAGCUUGCCCCUUGUUACAAAUGUUUGAUAACUUAAAUGCUACAGACCCAAUUCCGAGUUCUAGAGCAACAUGUGCAUACUGUAGCAGUAAGUACCUAGAUAUAACUAAGAGUUUAUCAACUGCGUCAAUAUACUUGGUACUGAAAAAGGACCAAGAGGCUAGAAGUUCUAUGCAAAUAGCCAUAUCGCUUCACUAUCGGUAUUUUGACCUGUUAAAGAAUAGAACAUUACCAGGUGAUAUGGGGACUUAUUUAAGGAACUUUGGGGUCUAUGCUGUCGAUACCAAAAGUAUUAUCGAUCAAAUUCCUAAAUAA